CGUCCCUUGAUCCCCCCCUCGGCCGCUUUCUCGCAUGAAUCUCCUCGACCCUUUCAUGAAAAUGACAGAAGAGCAGGACAAAUGUAUCUCCGACGCCCCCAGCCCCACCAUGUCGGAUGACUCCGCCGGGUCCCCCUGUCCCUCUGGAUCCGGGUCGGACACGGAGAACACCAGACCCCAAGAAAACACCUUCCCCAAAGGGGACCCGGACCUGAAGAAGGAGAACGACGAGGACAAGUUCCCGGUGUGCAUCCGGGAGGCGGUGAGCCAGGUGCUGAAGGGCUACGACUGGACGCUGGUGCCGAUGCCGGUGCGGGUGAACGGCUCCAGCAAGAACAAGCCGCACGUGAAGAGACCCAUGAACGCCUUCAUGGUGUGGGCGCAGGCGGCCCGCAGGAAGCUGGCGGACCAGUACCCGCAUCUGCACAACGCCGAGCUCAGCAAGACCCUGGGCAAGCUCUGGAGGCUGCUGAACGAGAGCGAGAAGCGUCCCUUCGUGGAGGAGGCCGAGCGGCUGCGGGUGCAGCACAAGAAGGACCAUCCCGACUACAAGUACCAGCCGCGGCGGAGAAAGUCAGUGAAGAACGGGCAGUCGGAGCAGGAGGAGGGCUCGGAGCAGACCCACAUCUCCCCCAACGCCAUCUUCAAGGCGCUGCAGGCCGACUCGCCGCAGUCAUCCUCCAGCAUCAGCGAGGUGCACUCCCCCGGGGAGCACUCGGGGCAAUCGCAGGGCCCCCCCACGCCCCCCACCACCCCCAAGACGGACGCGCAGCCGGGCAAGCAGGACCUGAAGCGGGAGGGCCGCCCCCUGCCCGAAGGCGGCCGGCAGCCCCCCCACAUCGACUUCCGAGACGUGGACAUCGGGGAGCUGAGCAGCGACGUCAUCUCCAACAUCGAGACCUUCGACGUCAACGAGUUCGACCAGUACCUGCCGCCCAACGGCCACCCGGGGGGCCCGGCCGCGCACGGCCAGCCCGGCCAGGUCACCUACACGGGCACCUACGGCAUCAGCAGCACGUCGGGCUCCCCGGCCGGCGCCGGCCACGUGUGGAUGUCCAAGCAGCAGCCGCAGCCGCCGCAGCCCCCGGCGCAGCCGCAGCCCCCGGCGCAGCACGGGCUGCCGGCGCUGAGCGGGGAGCAGGGCCCGGCGGCGCAGCAGAGGACGCACAUCAAGACGGAGCAGCUCAGCCCCAGCCACUACAGCGAGCAGCAGCAGCACUCCCCGCAGCAGAUCAACUACAGCUCCUUCAACCUGCAGCACUACAGCUCGUCCUACCCCACCAUCACCCGCUCCCAGUACGACUACACCGACCACCAGAACUCCAGCUCCUACUACAGCCACGCCGCGGGGCAGGGCAGCGGCCUCUACUCCACCUUCACCUACAUGAACCCCACGCAGCGCCCCAUGUACACCCCCAUUGCAGACACUUCGGGGGUCCCCUCCAUCCCCCAGACCCACAGCCCUCAGCACUGGGAACAGCCCGUCUACACGCAGCUCACCAGACCCUAAAGCCGCGGAGAAAAGCGGGAGAGAAGAAAAAGAAAUUAAAAAAAAAAAAACGAAAAAAAAACCAUCAACAACAAACAAAACAAAAUAAAAGAAUCAGAAAAGCCUGAAAGCAGCAAGAAGAACUUCCUCAGACUUUUUUUUUUUUCCUUCUCUGAAAUUGAAAUAAUGAUUAAAAAAAAAAAGACGCUCAAGUGAAAGCUGGCGGGGAGGAGAGAGCGCCUCGAGCCUUCUGCACUACAGCAUCCUCCAGGCCCCGCUGAGAGCCAGCAAAACUCGGUACACGCUUGCCAAGGACUGGACUUGAACUCUGCUUCCAGCAUGGAGAGGAGAUUCCUACCCAACCCACCCAGCUGUCUUGUUCUCUGGACUUUUGUAAUGAUUUUUUUUUUUUUUUUUAGCAGUAAUUAAAAAAAAAAAAAAAAAAAAAAAAAGAAAAAAAAGGGGGGUAAAAAAAAAAGAGAAAACUCAGAGUCCUCUGUGAGGAAUAUUCUCUAUUUUAAAUAUUUUUAGUAUGUACUGUGUAUGAUUCGUUACCAAUUCGAGGGGAUUUAUACGUAUUUUUUAGAGAUUUUUUUGAAAAGGCUCUUAUUUUUCCAACAGCUAAAAAGAAAAAGAAAAAAAAAAUGACACUUAGUGGAGCAG
Molecule: messenger RNA, 2152 nt
Organism: Empidonax traillii (willow flycatcher)
Lineage: Eukaryota; Metazoa; Chordata; Aves; Passeriformes; Tyrannidae
Gene: SOX9
Product: SRY-box 9
Exons: 4
Coding region: 35-1510 (491 amino acids)
Biological process (GO): oligodendrocyte differentiation; heart development; positive regulation of chondrocyte differentiation
Cellular component (GO): nucleus
Molecular function (GO): RNA polymerase II cis-regulatory region sequence-specific DNA binding; DNA-binding transcription factor activity, RNA polymerase II-specific
Source: RefSeq, a predicted model, not a curated record